Messenger RNA from Syngnathus typhle (broad-nosed pipefish), 1627 nucleotides. RefSeq names its product haloacid dehalogenase like hydrolase domain containing 5 (gene hdhd5). NCBI's taxonomy places the organism in Eukaryota, Metazoa, Chordata, Actinopteri, Syngnathiformes, Syngnathidae. The transcript is spliced from 8 exons. The record is from RefSeq and is a predicted model, not a curated record. Bases 208 to 1509 code for a protein of 433 amino acids. Gene Ontology annotation, cellular component: mitochondrion. Gene Ontology annotation, biological process: glycerophospholipid biosynthetic process.
AGUUUUACGCAUGCGCUUUCCGUGGCCCGGAAUAAGUCAAAGACCACCAGAAACGCUAUUGAGUCAGCGGGGUAUUGAUUCAAGGUUUAACUUUUUGCGACCUUAAUUUAAAAAAUAAAAAAAAAGAGCCAUCAGUGUCGUUAGCACUGGGCCCGUUUGACUAUACGUUUGUCUUUGUUCACGCCGCAUUUCACUAGCAGACUAAUAAUGCAGACAUUAAGGUGUUUGAGGAGUGCAUGGAAACUGUUUCAACCAGGCAGUGAAGGUGCAGCCAGAAGACAUUACAGCCAUCCAUGUUCUCGGGGCUCAUUCGGUCUCCUCUUUGACAUCGAUGGUGUGCUGGUGCGCGGUCAAACACCCAUCCCUGCGGCUAAGCAGUGUUUCAAGAAACUUGUGGACCACCAGGGCAAAUACAAAGUGCCUGUGGUGUUUGUCACCAAUGCUGGAAACUCCAUACGGCAGACUAAAGCAGAGCAUCUUUCACAUGUGCUUGAUGUGGAGGUGUCGCCCGAGCAGGUGAUGCUGUCACACAGUCCUUUGCGAAUGUUCACGCAAUUUCACCAAAUGUGUGUGCUGGUGUCAGGACAGGGUCCCGUUGAAGAAGUGGCUCACAUGUUGGGCUUCCAGAAUAUUGUCACCAUCGAUAAGCUCAGAGAGAGUUACCCACUUCUCGAUAUAGUGGAUCACAACAGAAGACCCAAAGGCAGUAUUCCUCCCACUAAAGGUUUACAGCAAAUAGAUGCGGUCAUCUUAUUUGGUGAGCCAAUUAGAUGGGAGACCAAUCUCCAGCUCAUUCUUGACGUCCUUCUAACCAACGGAAAUCCGGACAGGAAUUGGAAUAAUAUGCAGUAUCCUCACAUUCCUGUACUGGCCUGCAACAUGGAUCUGAUGUGGAUGACCGAAGCCAAGAAUCCCAGGUUUGGUCAUGGUAUGUUCCUGGUGUGCUUGGAGAGCCUUUACAAGAAGGUGACAGGUCAUGACCUGAAGUAUGAAGCUCUGAUUGGUAAACCCAGCAUAGUGACUUAUAAUUAUGCAGAGCUGCUGGUCAGAAAGCAGGCCGAGAGACUUGGAUGGGCCACACCCGUAAAGAGGCUGUAUGCGAUAGGCGAUAACCCUAUGGCUGAUAUAUAUGGUGCCAAUCUCUACAACCGCCACCUUCAGGCUGCUCAGUAUCCUCAGGCCCAGACGCGAGCUAAACAAAGUGGGGCGCAUGCUCAAGCCGGUUACCAGACCCCUAACACGACAUCAACUGAGCUCGGCGGCACACCCGGUGUGUUCGGGCCAGGCUCGGAUCUCCCCGAGGCAUGUCGCUCCAUUCUGGUGUGUACAGGAGUGUACAGCAAAGAGGAGGAGCUGCCGUCGGACACGGGGCACACCGAGCAGCGCACCUUUCACGGCCACAGGGACUUUGGCUUCGACCCGAGCCUCAUGCAGCCGUCCUUUGUGGUGCAGGAUGUCAAUGAUGCCGUGGAGUUAGUGUUCGAGCAGGAGGGAUGGCCCCUGGAUUAAGUGGGCCAUUAAAGGGGUGAAACAUGUGUAUUUUGGAGAAUCCCAGUCCAGAUAGUAAAACCCUGGCACAGUUUGGCUUUAGCCACACAUAAAUGAGAUUGUUUACCUGUCAGUUGAA